AUGGCAAGGGUGACUUCGCGGCGUCAAAAUUCUACGCGCAGCCUGAGUGAGUCUGCCAAUCUCCCGAAACACUCUCGGAAGUUGUUUGACCGAUCUUUUCCGUGUGCUUGGGAUGGUGCUCGGCGUCCAGGGUGUGCUGCGGAGUGCGCUUGUGGCUGGACAGAGCGGUGCCAUCCGAGCUUUGUGUUUGUCCUAGACAACACUACCGGCAGCGGUAGACACGGGCAAUUGGUGGAUGUCGGCGUAUGCGGCAUGGACUUUCGAGUUCCGGUGCUUGUGUCGCUGCUGCUGCCGGUCCUGCUUCUGACCUGCCUGAUCUCCGUGCGCCGAAUCAUGACGGAUGCCGUGUACUCUGAGCUGAAGCUCUUUGAUCGGGAAAGCCGUCGGAUGGAUGAUCUCUGCAACAAAAAGCUCUUUAAGAGGAAGGGCGAGGAGACCCAAUGA
This is a messenger RNA of Symbiodinium sp. CCMP2592, 444 nucleotides long. The record is from the annotation of a GenBank genome assembly. Lineage: Eukaryota; Dinophyceae; Suessiales; Symbiodiniaceae.